CUCUCUUUCUCCAUCCCUCUCACAUAUGCAGACACCACUCUUAAGAAAUCCCUCAGCCCCCUCCUCCUUAUUCCCCUCCUUUCCUUCCUCCCCCUCUCUGUCACAGCUUCCCACACACCGAGGUGGGGCUUUCACCCUCUCACCCUCUCAUCAUUCUUAUAACUCAGGAUAGCGAUGGGAUUAGCUGUGCUUUACGUGUGCGGAGCCCUGCUGGCCAUCUCCAUGACCCCUGGGAACUAUGCAAACCCCAGCGAGGGAAACUUCCAGUGGGGUACAGAAUCUGGGAGCUGCCUAGUAACUCUAAAGCCUGCAGGGAAGUGUGGGGGAGAGGGGAUAGAAGAGGAAGCAUGCCCCUACCGAUUUAUCUUGCCUCCACUGGACAUCAUGCUGCCCUGGCAGCUCAGGGAGUUGGAGAGGACGGUGAAGGAGGUGCAAAGGCUAAAGGAGACUGUGGAGCAGCUGAAGAGAGCCUGCAUGGAGUGCAAGAUGAGCCAGAGGGAGAGAGAGAGAGAGAGGCUGGGGGACAGAAAGAGGGAGAAGGAGAAAGAAGAGAAGGAGAAGGUGAGAUUGGGAGACAGAGAGAGGGAGAAGGAGAAAGAGGGGGAGAAGAAGUCAGAGAGACAAGGGGGCAGAGAAAGGAAGAUGGAGAUGGAGAAGGAUGGAGUGGAAGAAAGGGCCAUGGAGAAUGAGAGAAAUAUUGUAGAGGAGAGAAAGAGAGAACGGGAGAAAGGGUGUGAGAACGAAUGGGAAAGGGAAAAGGAGAGCGAUAGGGAGGAAAACAAGGAAUGGGAGAUAGAGAGGGAGAGAAAAAUAGAGGAUGAGACUAAGAGAGAGGAAGAGGAGGAC
Molecule: messenger RNA, 846 nt
Organism: Oncorhynchus tshawytscha (Chinook salmon)
Lineage: Eukaryota; Metazoa; Chordata; Actinopteri; Salmoniformes; Salmonidae
Exons: 1
Source: RefSeq, a predicted model, not a curated record